CAUCACGUAAAAUAGUUUCAAUCGAUUUACGCGUUAAAUUUCUCUUUUCUUUAAGAGUUUCGCGAAUAAUGUCUUUUACGAAAGAGGAGCUAGUAUUUUCAUUAUGACGAGUUCGGUGAGUACGAAUCCGUCAACUUUAUUGCCUUUAGAAUUAGUCGAUAAAUGUAUCGGUUCUCGAAUACACAUCAUAAUGAAAAAUGAUAAAGAAAUUGUCGGCACUUUGUUGGGUUUUGACGAUUUUGUAAAUAUGCUUCUGGAGGAUGUGACAGAAAGCGAAGCAACCCCUGAAGGAAGAAGGGUGACCAAACUUGAUCAAAUUUUACUUAAUGGAAGUAAUAUUACGAUGCUUGUACCUGGUGGAGAAAUGCCUGAUACGUAGAAUAAAACACUAUUUCCUAUGUUUUGUACGAUAAAAAUAGAAUUAUUAAUUUAAGUAUACAUGGUAUGAAAAAUAUUAAAAAAGAAUAUUACUUAAAAUAAA
Messenger RNA from Megachile rotundata (alfalfa leafcutting bee), 481 nucleotides. Its product is annotated as U6 snRNA-associated Sm-like protein LSm5. Gene Ontology annotation, biological process: mRNA splicing, via spliceosome. The record is from RefSeq and is a predicted model, not a curated record. Gene Ontology annotation, cellular component: U6 snRNP; U4/U6 x U5 tri-snRNP complex; Lsm1-7-Pat1 complex. Gene Ontology annotation, molecular function: RNA binding. Lineage: Eukaryota; Metazoa; Arthropoda; Insecta; Hymenoptera; Megachilidae.